GUCCGCUGUCUCUCGCUCUCCCGCUGCCUUCCUCGUCGUCCUCUUCUUCUUCCUCCUCUUCAUCCUCGUCAUCGUCGUCUUCAUCACUGUCCUCCAGGUCCCCCUGUUGAGUCAUGAGGCUGUGUGAAGUUCAGUUUCUGAAAUCGUCGGACCUUGGACGCCACAGUCUCCUGUAUCUGAAGGAGAUUGGUCAUGGCUGGUUUGGCAAGGUCCUGCUGGGUGAGGUGAAUGCUGGACUCAGUACCACCCAGGUGGUGGUGAAGGAGCUCAAGGCCAGUGCCAGUGUGCAGGACCAGAUGCAGUUCCUGGAGGAAGCCCAGCCUUACCGCACCCUGCAGCAUCCUGCUCUGCUGCAGUGCCUAGCUCAGUGCUCAGAGGUCACUCCUUACCUGCUGGUUAUGGAGUUCUGCCCCCUGGGGGACGUGAAGGGGUACUUACGCAGCUGUCGGGCGUCGGACACAGUGACCCCCGACCCGUUGAUCCUCCAGCGGAUGGCGUGCGAGAUUGCCUCGGGCCUUCUGCACCUUCACAAACAGAACUUCAUCCACAGUGACCUGGCGCUCAGGAACUGUCUGCUCACGUCUGAGAUGACGGUGAAGAUCGGGGACUAUGGCCUCUCUCACAGUCGCUACAGGGAUGACUACUUUGUGACGGCCGAUCAGAUUUGGGUGCCUCUGCGCUGGAUCGCUCCCGAGCUUAUCGACGAGGUCCACGGCAACCUGCUGGUGGUGGACCAAACCAAAGCAAGCAAUGUGUGGUCGUUGGGAGUGACCAUCUGGGAGCUGUUUGAGCUGGCCAACCAGCCGUACCGACACUACUCCGACCGCCAGGUGCUCACCUACGCCAUCAAAGAGCAGCAGCUCAAGCUGCCCAAGCCUCUCCUCAAGGUGCCCCUGUCCGAGCGCUGGUACGAGGUGAUGCAGUUCUGCUGGCUCCAGCCAGAGCAGAGGCCGGUGGCCGAGGAGGUGCACCUGCUGCUCAGCUACCUGUGCGCCAAGGGCAUGAGCGAGGCCGAGGAGGACUUCGAGAAGCGCUGGAACUCCCUGCGGCCCGGCAUGGGCGGCCUGGGCGUUGGCGUGGGUGGCGUCGGCGGGAGCGGCAGAGGCGGCGACGCGGACGAGGUCGAGGUCGAGGUCGGCUCGCCCGGGGCCUCGGCCGGCGAGAUGGCCGCCUCCUCGGUGUCCUCCUCCUUCCCCCUGCUGGAGCACUUCUCGGCGGCCGACGGCUUCCACUCGGCCGAGGCCGGCGACGACAUCCUGACCGUCACCGAGACCAGCCACGGCCUGAACUUUGAGUACAAGUGGCAGCAGGCGCGGGCAGAGCAGCCCUACUGCUCCUCGUCCACCACGGGCACCCUGGGGCAGAGCAACCCGCACUACCAGGACAUCUACUACCCGCUGGAGAACGUGGCGGCGGCGGGCGGCAAAGGCGAGGGCCUGGCCCUGGGGGUGUCGCCCUCGUACUACGAGUCGGACCACCUCGGGGUGGUGCCCGUGCUGAGCGCCCACAGCCCGUCGGUCGGCAGCGAGUACUACAUCCGCAUCGAGGAGCCGGUGGAGUGCAACAUCCGCCUGGAGGACACCGACCUGGACUACAGCCCCGGGCUGGACGCCAGCCACAGCAGCGCCUUCUCGGCGGGGGGCGGCGGCAGGGAGCGUCCGGCGGCGUCCGGCGACCCCGAGCCCAACACCUACUGGUCGGCGGCCGAGGGCCACCGCAAAACGAGUGCCUACGAUUCCGACGACGACGACGGCGACGACGGCGACAACGCCAGCCGGGACAUCUCGCUCUGCAUGGAGCCGCUCCCGAGGCGCGCGUCCGAGGGCGCCAGCUCCGGCGAGCGCGAGCGCGAGCGCUCGAGGCAGUACUUCUCCCCGAGCGAGAGGGCGGCCGCCGGCCGGGCGUUUCACUGUGACCAGCGGCUCUCUCCGGACGACCGGGACGCCCACAGGCACCGGAGGGACCGCUACGCGGACGAGCUGGAGGCCGGGCGCUGGAGCCCGCUGAGCGGCCGGGGUCAGCGGCUGGCGGGCCUGGACGUGCCCAUGGGCAUCUCGCUGUCCCUCAGCAGCCCCAGCCUCGGCUGCUGCGACCCGUACCUGGAGGCCAACCAGGCGUCCGGCGAGGGCUACUACGACAUGACGGGCACGCUGCAGAAGAGCCUGCCCAGGCCCCACUACAUCAGCAUCGACGUGGAGGUGGGCGAGGGCCUGCAUGCGGGAUCGGCCACCACCGCCGCCACCGCCGACCCCGAGGAGGACGACGACCUCUUCGCGGAGGCCGAGGCCACCAACUGGACGUCGAACCAGUCGGCGAACAACAACAGCUUAAACUUCGACAGCAGGCCGGCGGGCGGUUUCCAAGACAUCUACCUGGACCUGCACCACACCACACCUUCUUCCAGCAUCAACGCCUCAAAGUCCGACUAUGUAGCAGUCAAAGAUAAUUCCGGUACCUCCAAGCCUGUGUCCUACCUGGAAGCGAUAGGAAGCGAGAGUUCAUCCACCAGCGCCAUUCUGACCACAGACUUAUCUGGUGAAUGCCAAACGUAUAUUCAUUUGUGCCAUAAGGGGGGACAGGAGACAGCGUCGCCUGUCGCGCUCCGCCACCCGUCCAUAGACAAUUCCCAGCUGACCGAGGCGGUGUCGCGCUCCGCAGAGACGUUUGCCGUGUGUAAAAAGUCCUCGGAGAAAAUUCCCAACCUCUCCGUGGAGGAGAGCACGCCUCACGGUGGAGAACGAGCGCAGCACCAUUCCACCAGCUCCACCAAGCCUCAGACGGAAGUAUUCCGACCCAUUUCCGACCUCACGGACAUUCGCACGGACAUUCACUCCCCGCCCCGGGCCAAUCACUCGGAGACGGGCAGCGUGUGGGGUCUGAACACCACGCGUCUCUCCACGCCCAGUAUCAACAUCCUGUCCGGCAAGAAGGUGUCCCACGCCGAGGUGUUGUCCGAGUGCAUAUCCAUCUCCGAGGGCAGCGGACUGAGCGACAGUGGGGUCAACUUGGGCUGUUCCGGGAUCAGCCUGAUCGACAUGUACGACUGUAGCGACGAUGAUUCGGCGGAUGUAACCUUGGGGGUGCUGGCGGACUCGCCCUUGGACUACGGCGAGGUCGGCGGCGACGUGAGCCUGGCCCACAGGCCCCUACUGAGGCCGGUGAAGGCGCCGCGCGUGGACGAGGCCAUCACCCUGGCGUCCAGCGGCAGCCCGUGCGAGAGCUUCAGCCUGGACGUCUACCACACGUCCGUCCAGCCCAAGUCGCUGGACAGCGGCUACGACACGGAGAACAACGAGUCGCCCGAGUUCGUCCCGAAGGACUCGGAGGGGAAGCCCGUGCUCAGCGCGAGCCUGGAAUCCGACGAGCCCGACUUGGUGCUCCGGCUCGACUUGGAUGAGAGCGUCGAGGGAGUCCUCUUGACCCCGUCGCCAGGCAACGGCGGCGACGAGCCGCCGCUCGGCAGCCUGAGCGAGAGGAACCCGUACCGCGACUCGGCCUACUUCUCCGACUACGAUGCCAACGAGAAUGACAGGAGCCCCAGUGACGGGGUCAGCGCUUUCUUCGGCGGCCGCGACGAUGACGACGGGGACGAUAUUGUCAGGCUCGGCGCGGCGGCGAAGGGGGAGAGGGCCCCCGAGAGCGAGAGGCGCGAGGGCUACUGUUUUGCAUCUCUGAGGGACAGCCGAGCCGUCGCCCAGUCCCCUCCGUUCGCCGACAGCGAUGCCGGCGCGUUUGAUCCCGGCGCCUCGUUGUCGUCGUUGUCGUCCUCCUCUUCCUCCCCCUUCGACGCCGCCUCCCCCGCGCUCAACGUGCUGUCGCCCUUCCCUCCGCAGAUGGGGGGAUGCCUGACGAAGGAGCAGGCGCCCCACGACGACGGCAUCGGGCUGGAGACGGAGCACUCGGCGGACGAGGCGUCGUCCGACUGCUGCGCGUCCGCGCCCACGGACGGCUCGUCCGGCUCGCAGGACACGGUGGCGCCCGCGACCACGCUGGACGGCAGAGCCAACGGCAACUACUCGCCGGUGGUGUCGCUCGACUCCGACUCCACGCUGGCCGACCUGAGCGAGGAGACGCUCCAGGAGACGGUGGACAGGGAGGAGCGCCGUGAUGACAGGGAGGACGCCGGCAACAACCCCGACCUGCAGCUGGACGUCAAGAUGAUGGGCGACGGGGACGAGACCGACGCCGGCGACGACGACGACACGCCGAGCAACGGGGACGGCGCGUACGACGCGGUGCUGAUGGCCGAGCUGGCCUCGCCCGACCUGGGCCUGGACGGGGACCUGCGCGCGCCGCUGGGCGACGGUGAGGACGCCGACGAGGAGGACUCGGACGACAGCGAGUCGGACGAGGAGCUGCGCAGCUACAACGUCCAGGAGGAGCCCAGCGACAGCAGCGACGAGGACCUGACCGCCGUGCCCGUGGUGGUGAGCGAGCGGAGCAGCGCGCGGCACCUCCGCAGCCUCCUCAAGAUGCCCACGCUGCUCACGCAGUCCUUCUGCGACGAGCUGGAGCGCAAGAAGAAAGCCGUCUCCUUCUUCGAUGACGUCACCGUCUUCCUCUUUGACCAGGAGAGCCCAACAGGGGACUUGGCAGACUACAGCUUUCCACCAGGAGCAGAGGCCAAUUGCCAGCCCUCAGAAGUGCAGUGCUCCAACCCAUCAGAUGGCAACAACGCUGAAAACUCAGAUGAAAACACAGAAGAAGGGGGCUGUUUUGAGUGGGAGGAGGAGGACUUCCCUCUGAUGCCCAGCCCCACCUCAGCAGAGCCUGCUCCAGUCGCCAUACUGUUCCCCCCGAGCCCCCCCUCCAAGGUGGCCGAGGAGAAGCCCGCCCCGCAGCUGUCCCGCUUCAGCGUCUCCCGCUUCUCCAUCACACACGUGUCCGACUCCGACGUGGACUCAGUGGGAGGUUGCAGUGAGGAUGGAGAGCGUGAGUGAGACAGCCUUCUAUGGUGCGAGGACACGUUGACCUCCUCCUACUCUGGGUGUUUUUUUUUUUUUCUACACAUGGGGGUCAGUUGAAACCUGAUAAUCCGAUUACUGACAGUGCCUCAUAUUAGUAGAGAAAUGCCAUUUGUGACCCCUAUCCACCAACCCUGACAGGUGGAGAUAGCACUGAGAUGGUGUAAUGAGGACAGCAGUUCAUUCAAACUAUAAGUCUAUGUGUAAGAUCAAAAAUGUAUCACUUAUUUAUUCUGAGUAUGACAUGUUUGUGGAAUAUUACAUCUUUGCACAACUGACAUGGCAACAUUGACAUCCAUUGACAGGUCAACAGGUAAUUUUUUAUUACAUACACAGUAUAUGGUAGAAACAAUUUGACAAAUGUUUGCGUUGCAUUGCUGCUCCUCAUUGGCUGCCUGUCCAGUACUCACCCCUCUCAUUGGCCAGACCUUCCAGAGAGGGCGGUCAUUGCCCCCGGUCGUUUCGUUUUUUUGCACUGCUUGAGCCAAACAGCGAAGUCCUGCGACGAGACUACAGCUAGCUGCUGUGGAGAUCCAAAGACGACAACUCACCACUUUCAAGCACUGAGCUGAUCAAUUUGGGUGGUGGAGCAGACAACUUAUCCUAGGAACGACACACUUCCGACGCCGACACAGCCACAUCACAAACAGUCCUGUCACGUACUAACACCUGGGGUAUUUGGGGUGGGCCGGGGUGGAAGAGGGACAGUGUCAUCACUAUUUAACCGGAACGUUUUAGUUCAGGGGAGAAACUGAAUCAGAAGAUUUUAUGUGUUCAAGAACAUGUCUAUUUUUUUUUCCAUGUCGUGCAUCAUGUACAAUUCCCACACUGCUGCUGGAAAGUACUGUUAAGAACAAGCCCCCAUUUCCCUCCCCUGUGUGCUGCUAUCCAUCUCAAAGUAAAAAAGGCAAACAAAAAAAGUCUGCACUUUCAGUGUUACAAAAAUCAAGUGCUAGUUUAUAUGAGGGUUACUCGUGUCAUGUCUUUUAGCUAUUAAGUGUUCUAAAUAAACACAUGCAUACA
Molecule: messenger RNA, 5987 nt
Organism: Sardina pilchardus (European sardine)
Lineage: Eukaryota; Metazoa; Chordata; Actinopteri; Clupeiformes; Clupeidae
Gene: lmtka
Product: apoptosis-associated tyrosine kinase a
Exons: 12
Coding region: 114-4940 (1608 amino acids)
Biological process (GO): brain development; peptidyl-tyrosine autophosphorylation
Molecular function (GO): ATP binding; protein tyrosine kinase activity
Source: RefSeq, a predicted model, not a curated record